Molecule: messenger RNA, 4700 nt
Organism: Pteronotus mesoamericanus
Lineage: Eukaryota; Metazoa; Chordata; Mammalia; Chiroptera; Mormoopidae
Gene: CTDSP2
Product: CTD small phosphatase 2
Exons: 8
Coding region: 351-1166 (271 amino acids)
Molecular function (GO): RNA polymerase II CTD heptapeptide repeat phosphatase activity
Source: RefSeq, a predicted model, not a curated record
GUACGGAGGGGAGGGGGGAGCCUGGAAACCGCCCCGUGUCCCAUUUCCUCCUCUUGUUUUCGCUCCGGAUUCUCCAUGUUGGACCCAAACUGAGGAGCCCGGAGCUGCCGCCGGGGGAUCGGGGCCAGGGGCACCCGGGGAAGCUGCUGCCCGGGCCGCCCGCUCUCCGUACAGGCCGCCUCCCUUCCUGGCCCAGGGAGGGAACAAGAGCAGGGAUGUGAACAGCUGUGGGAGUCCGAGUCUCGCGAGCAGGAGCCGGAGCGGGCCCCCGCCCAGGCCCCCCAGCCCAGCCCAGCCUGCGCGCCCGCCCGUCCUCCCGCCCAGCCAGCCCGGGCCCGCGGGAUUGUUAGAUGGAACACGGCUCCAUCAUCACCCAGGCGCGGAGGGAAGACGCCUUGGUGCUUACCAAGCAAGGCCUGGUCUCCAAGACCUCUCCUAAAAAGCCUCGUGGACGUAACAUCUUCAAGGCCUUUUUCUGCUGUUUUCGCACCCAGCAUGUUGGCCAGUCAAGCUCCUCCACUGAGCUCUCCGCGUACAAGGAGGAAGCCAACACCAUUGCUAAGUCUGAUCUGCUCCAGUGUCUCCAGUACCAGUUUUAUCAGAUCCCGGGGACCUGCCUGCUCCCAGAGGUGACAGAGGAAGAUCAAGGAAGGAUCUGUGUGGUCAUUGACCUGGAUGAAACCCUUGUGCAUAGCUCUUUUAAGCCAAUCAACAACGCUGACUUCAUAGUGCCUGUAGAGAUUGAGGGGACCACUCACCAGGUGUAUGUGCUUAAGAGGCCUUAUGUGGAUGAGUUCCUGAGACGGAUGGGGGAACUCUUUGAAUGUGUUCUCUUCACUGCCAGCCUGGCCAAGUAUGCCGACCCUGUGACAGAUCUGCUGGAUAGGUGUGGGGUGUUCCGGGCCCGCCUGUUUCGCGAAUCCUGCGUAUUCCACCAGGGCUGCUAUGUCAAGGACCUGAGCCGCCUGGGAAGGGACCUGAGAAAAACCCUCAUCCUGGACAACUCGCCUGCUUCUUACAUCUUCCAUCCGGAGAAUGCAGUGCCUGUGCAGUCUUGGUUUGAUGACAUGGCAGACACCGAAUUGCUGAACCUGAUCCCAAUCUUUGAGGAGCUGAGCGGAGCAGAGGAUGUCUACACCAGCCUUGGACAGCUGCGGGCCCCUUAGCCCUACCAGCUUCCAAGCAACGGUCAUCCCAGUAGGGGACUUUCCUACACUGUGCCUUUAUGAUCAGCCGGACCGACGGAGUAGAAGCUGGGGCAUCUCACCAACGGGGGCCUGGAAAUAAAAGUGAUGGAAAAGAACUUUAGGGCAGGUUAGAUGCCAAGUGGGCAAAUGUCAGACCAGUGAUACCCCAAGCUGCCUGCUCCCUGAGUUGGGUUUCCAAGAUCAGAGAGAGAGAGAUGCCUUGAACUUUCUUCAAGGAUGUAAGUGUUUCAGUUUGGGGGAAAGCCGAAAUACCAAGACUCUCCCCAAGUUACUUUAUCUCCUCUCCAGUCACCUGAGAGCCACUGCACUCUAGGGAUGAAGACUAUUCCAGGCUCCAUUGCCAAACCCAUGGCCUCUCUCAGUGUUGUCAGGCUUGUGCCAAGGAGAAAGGAAGGGUCAGAGGCUGCUUUUGGGUGCCCCUGGGCAUGUCCCUUUUUGAAAUUCCUCCAGCCAGCUGCUGCAGAUAGAGGACAGUUCUGGAAGAUGAAAGCUUGUUUCCAGAACCAGUAGCCCCAGCGGCCAUUGAGUCCUGCAGCCUGCCCCCAGCUGAGUGCCUGGCCUGGGCCUGCCUUUGUCUCUCCAGGGCUUGGGUGCUGGGCCUACCUUCCUCACUCCCUAGCCAUAAUUCUCAAACCUAUGGAGGAGGAGGUCUCCCUGUCAUGGAAGAGGGCAGAUAACUGAUUUCCGUUCUUUUUGACUCUGUUUUAAAAUUCUCUUCCUAACCAUGGAGUGUUGGGCCUGUUUUGUUUCUGACGAAGCUACAGUCCUGGGCUUAGGGUGAAUGUGUGUGGUGCUGGGGAUGAAGGGAAAAGGAAAAUCCCCAAAGCCAUGAAAUGUGUGUCCCCUUAGCUUGUAUGUAGAUCAGCAGAGCUUGGGACUGUCUGUGAGUCUGCUUUUCAGGGAUUCUCUGCUGAUGCUGGUGCAAGGACUUUGUUCCAAAGUCCGGGAAGGGCACUCCCUUUCUGCCCUUCCUAUUUCUUGGGCAGAGCUCUUUCCUAUGGUGUCUUCCCCUGGGGCCUGGCCUGUGCACAGCUCUCUGCUCCACCUUCAUCCUUUCUGGCUGUCGCUCUUUUCUCUCCAGGGCCUCAGAGGCACUCCCCCCUUUUCCUGGGCUGAGGGGGAGUGGGUGUUCUUAGCAUCACUUGGCCAUCCUACGCACAUGCCUCCUGCCUCUGGUAACAGGUAUGAUGAGCCCUUUACACAUCUGCCCUUUGCGUGUCUCUUGCUUUCAAAGUUUCUUAAUAGUGAAUGCUUUAAAAAGGAGUCACCAAAUGGAAGUUUCCCCAGGACAGAAAACAAAAGGGGAAGUGCUGCUGAAAUUGGGAGCACAAGAGGCCCCCAACAAGUGGCCCCACUUCAGCGUCACUGCCUUAAUCGUGGCCUCUCCCAGGGCUGGGUGGGGUUCUCUCCUCUCUUCACUUCCUCUGAGGCAGGAGGGAGUUCCUAGCCCCAUCUCUGUUUUCCCCAGAGGCAGGUGUUACAAAGCAUUUGUACAUUGCUUCAGGUGUGAGGACACCUCCCACUCGGGACUCAUCCCCAUUAACCUUUUCAGUUUCCACACACUGGGUCCAACCCGAUGAACUAACCUGUCUGGAGAAAGCCAGGUUGGGGAGCAGCAGCUUGGUGUUCUGAGUGGUAGCUGGCUGACUAGUCUUUCUCUAACAUUAUGGUGCCACCUCCCUGCUUGUCCAAGUUUCUAAGACCUUCUAUUUCCCUUUGGUGUUACAGAAGUGGAACGGGGUUCCCAAAGGCCGUGUGGUCAUUUCCCCCAGCCUCAUUCCCUGGCUCCCGCAGGUGGAGGGGACAGCUCUGGUGCUAGCCAGGAACAACUCCCUGCAGGGAGUGGGGGCUUCUCAUUCUAAGGCCCACCCUGAAGGUUAGUUUAGCCCUUGGGUCAAAUCCACCAUCUGGACCCAGACAAGCUUUUCUGACUAAGCAAUAAGAGGCUCUAAGCUGGUCAAGUUCCAAGGACCCUUUCUGCUCUCCUCUGGGUCUCCAUGUUCCUCCAGGUGAAGGAAGAACCUGUGCCAGCCCCUUUCCUGUCAGACUUGUCCAAGUGGAACUUGUGACCACAGCCCAGGAUGGCCUGGGUGGAGUGUCCUUGCAUCUUAGGCGUGAAGCCCCUCCUAUGCAGGCCUCACUCCCCUCAGAGCUCUGCCUGCCCACCUGUGGUUCCUCAACAGAUACGCUGUUUCUACUUCCCCAGAGAAGCAACAAGGCCAAAUAAAUCUACAGGGUCGGUCCAUGUGGACCAGAGCCACCCUCCUUUGUUCUCUGAUUGCCAGUUUCACCGUAUGUUAGGGGCAAGUGAAGCUUGCUCUUGAGAGGAAGUCAGGCCAGGCUCAGUUGUGGAGGAAGGAAAGAAUGGGAGGGAGCCAGUUCACCUCAGGAUCUGUUCUAGGGUUCUUCGCCAGCCCUUCCUAUUUGAGGCUGGUCUUUGGGGGGCAAUUGGCCACCAUGCCUGGUCAGCACCAAUUCAAGCCAUGCCAGGAAUCUGCCCACCUGUCAGGUUCAGUUCUCUAAUGUGCCUCUUCAGGGACACGGUGUGUCUCUCUGAUUGGGCUUCUAAAUCAAAAGCCUGAUGUUCGUGUCCCUCUCAUAGGGGGAGCUUUGGACACAGGACCAGUUUGGAAAGGGUCAGCUAAGAGUUUUCACUCUGCACAUUGUAGAGGGGACACUCUGUAGGCCCAUGGGUCCCUAACUAUAUAGAGAGAGGUUGAAUAAAUUUGCCUUCAGUUAAUCUGGGACCUUUUGUUUAGUUCCCUCCUGCCUCCCAAAGAUUUUGACCAUUUUGUAAAUGUAUAAACUGACCUCUUAACAGUGGCCCAAAAGCUUCUUUUCGCUAAAAAGCAUGGGAAAUCUUAACGGCAUCCAGGCCCUGGGAAAUGGAUGCCACUCCCCUAUCCCUGCCCUCUUCCUGAGGCCUCCUUCCGUAGGGCAGCCCCCUCUAAGGUUGUCAUGCGCCCCCUGCCCCAGCCAGACAAAAGUGUCUGAAGAGGGUGAGCCUAUUUUCCCCUUGACGUCUUCAGUUGGUUACUUUACCACUGUUAUAUGUCAAUCACUUUGUAAAAUGGGGUUUUAGUUCCCUCUUUUUUAACAGCAAAUAUUUUUAUUCAAGCAGGGGAGGGGAGGCAGAGAUCUGGCCUGCUACCCCAUUCCUCUAAGGCAGGGCCUGCACCUGGAGCAGACCCUCUCUCGACCCCAUGAGCUGCUUCGCUUUAAGUAUCCUGAGUUUGACACCUUCCACGUCCGUGUCUCUGCCCCCUUCAGGAAGCCAUUUGGAGGGUGGGGGUCUGCUUCCCACUGUGACUGGGCUAUGGGACUCUGACUACCUUGCUUACGGAUUCAUGGUUUGAUAAAUUUGUUGUAUUCAAAAACUUGAAAUGUGGGACGCCAUUAAGUGUCUGUUUAUAUUUUUGGAGUAUUUGUAUUACUUACAAUUAAUAAAAGCGGGUUUAAAAAACCCAUCCAGGAAUGGGUGCUGCCUCUUGA